ACCACAAAACAAUCUUGAUUCUCUCUCUCAUAAAUCUCAUUCUUCUUCUCCAAUAGUGGAACACAAGACAAGUAGCGGCGACCAAAGACUCUUUCUUCGAUGGAAGAUCUUAACCAACCGCUUCUACAACAAGCGUCGCGAGAACCACAAGAUCUUGAGCAUGAUCAAGAUCAAGAAAGUAAAUUACAAGAUUAUUAUAACGUCGACCGUACAUCGAGAGUCUGCUCUGAAUCCAAGAAGCUAUGGCUCAUCGUCGGUCCCGCCAUCUUCAGCCGCAUUGCCGCCUUUUCCAUGAACGUCAUCACGCAAUCCUUCGCCGGCCACCUUGGCGACGUCGAGCUCGCUUCCAUUUCCAUCGCCAACACCGUCAUUGUUGGCUUCAAUUUUGGUCUUUUGUUAGGGAUGGCGAGUGCAUUAGAGACACUGUGCGGACAGGCUUUUGGAGCAAAGAGGUACGACAUGUUAGGAAUUUACAUGCAAAGAUCAUGGAUUGUCCUCUUCAUGUGCUGCUUCUUGUUGCUGCCCUUCUACAUCUUCACGGGGCCAAUUCUUAAGCUCCUCGGCCAGCCCGACGAGGUCGCGGAGCAGUCGGGUUUGGUGGCGCUGUGGAUGAUCCCUCUGCACUUCAGCUUCGCCUUUCAGUUUCCGCUACAGAGAUUCCUCCAGUGCCAGCUCAAGAACCACGUUAUUGCUUGGGUUUCCCUUGUUGGCUUGGCGGCUAAUGUGGUCACGAGUUGGCUUUUUGUUUACGUCUUGGACUUCGGCGUUGUUGGGGCCGCCAUUGCUUUGGACAUUUCUUGGUGGGUCUUGGUUUUUGGGUUGUUUGGUUAUGCUGCCUUGGGUGGGUGUCCCCUCACUUGGACUGGUUUCUCCAUUCAGGCCUUUUUCGGCCUCUGGGAGUUCUUCAAACUAUCUGCCGCUUCAGGACUCAUGCUUUGCUUGGAGAACUGGUACUAUAGGAUAUUGAUUUUGAUGACUGGGCAUUUGAAGAAUGCAACAGUGGCUGUGGAUGCAUUAUCAAUCUGCAUGACUAUUAAUGGUUGGGAGAUGAUGAUUCCUCUCGCAUUCUUUGCUGGUACCGGAGUUAGGGUAGCAAACGAGCUAGGUGCCGGAAAUGGCAGGGCUGCUAAAUUUGCCACCAUAGUGUCGGUGGUGCAAUCUACUAUGAUUGGUCUCGUCUUCUGCGUUCUCAUCGUCGUAUUCCAUGACAAGAUUGCGUACAUUUUCUCCUCCAGCACCGACGUCCUGCGUGCAGUUGAUGAAUUCUCGUCCCUCUUAGCCGUGUCAAUUCUGCUCAACAGUGUUCAGCCUGUUUUAUCCGGAGUAGCUGUUGGAUCCGGAUGGCAAGCAAUGGUUGCCUACGUAAACCUUGCUUGCUACUACAUUAUUGGUCUCCCACUUGGAUUUCUGAUGGGAUGGUUCUUCCAUAUGGGUGUCAUGGGUAUAUGGGGUGGUAUGAUCUUUGGAGGAACUGCAAUUCAGACGAUGAUAUUGGCUAUCAUAACAAUACGAUGCAAUUGGGAAGAAGAGGCUGAGAGAGCAAGCAUACGUGUUAAAAGGUAGUCAACCACUAUUAAUCUAGAUCAUAAACAAUUAGGA
Molecule: messenger RNA, 1599 nt
Organism: Morus notabilis
Lineage: Eukaryota; Viridiplantae; Streptophyta; Magnoliopsida; Rosales; Moraceae
Product: protein DETOXIFICATION 27
Exons: 8
Coding region: 100-1563 (487 amino acids)
Biological process (GO): xenobiotic detoxification by transmembrane export across the plasma membrane
Cellular component (GO): membrane
Molecular function (GO): xenobiotic transmembrane transporter activity; antiporter activity
Source: RefSeq, a predicted model, not a curated record